Molecule: messenger RNA, 4368 nt
Organism: Drosophila navojoa
Lineage: Eukaryota; Metazoa; Arthropoda; Insecta; Diptera; Drosophilidae
Gene: Orp8
Product: Oxysterol-binding protein-related protein 8
Cellular component (GO): cortical endoplasmic reticulum; membrane; cytosol
Molecular function (GO): cholesterol binding
Source: RefSeq, a predicted model, not a curated record
ACAAAAAAAAGCUUGUUCAACUUGUUCGCAUUUGCACUUCCAGCGUCUUUGCCGCGUCACAAUAAUAAUCUUACAAACGAACAAUGGUGGUUGUUAGUGUUUCGUUCGAGUUGACGUCGGCAAGGGAAACGGGCGCAGCAUUGGAUGAGCUCAUACAAAAGCGUACAAACAAGUUUAGCUUUUUGGAAAUAAGACACGAGUACACAAAUACGCAUGUAUUCUGUGUGUAUGUGAAUGCGAAUAGCGAAUGCGAAUGCGAACGCGGUGUGCCGCAGUGUUGUGCCAGUCUCAGCUUCAGUUGUACGUGAAGCGUGAACAACGUCGGAGCGCCCACGCGGCAAGUACAAGUUUGUAACACAUACGAAAAGUGUGUGUCAAGCUCUCGCAUAUGUGUUAGUGGUGUUUCUUGUUGAGCGACUGAGUGAGUGAGUGUAUAUGACUAAGAAUAAUAAUACUGACCGUUGUGCUGUUUUAGCAGUCAAGCUAAUUGGUUCAUGCUGUCUGUUACGUGGCUGCAGUGCUGCCUUUAAUUAACUAACUAGCAAAGGAGCAGGCACUCCACAGCCUGAAUCAAAUAAACACAUACAUAUACUAUGUAUAUAUACAUAUAGUAUAUACAUAUUUAUAAAAAACAAGCAGCAGCAUUUCAGUUUCGAGUUGCCAAUAACAGUACAGUUAAAAAACACAUAAAAAAUAAAGAAAAUUAAAAAAAAAACAGAAGUUUGGAAAACAAAAUUGUAUGUGCCGUAAGGAGGGAAGCUAAGCAAAAUCAAUAAUUGGCCGAGCCUGCGUGUGUUUGUCUGUGCGUGUGUAAGUCGUGUAUGUGAGAGUGUGUCAACCUUGCACGCUGGACAACUGAAGCAAAGGCCAUGCUGAUUAAGCAAUAAGUGGAACAAGAAACAGACAACAAAAACAUAACAACUCCAGAAGACAGUAUGCAGCAAACACAACAACAACAACAACAGCAAUCACAGCAGCAGCAGCAGCAUCAUCAACAACAGCAACCAGCUGUCAUAACCAAUUCGAGCAGUGGCAACCACACGCCCAUCAACUCAGGUGUCGGUGCGGCGGGUGCUCUACCAGGUAGCAGCACACCAAUACGCAUAGGCAGUGCAAAGCAUGCGGGCGGCGGGGAUACACUGGUGCCGCCAGUGGCCAACGCCGCUUCCCAUUCAGUGCCCGGCACACCGCAACAGCAGCCGCCGCAUUCGAGCAGCGUGCCCACGGCCACUGGGAGUCAUCUACAGCUGCAGACGACCGGAAUAAUGUCCAUGGCGGCCUCCAAUCAGUCGCUGGGCGUCAGUGCCGGCAUUGGCGCCAGUGCAGGCGGCAGCAGCAUCAGUGGCAUUAACAUAACGCCACCAAACAGCGCCGGCCUGAGGCAGUCGUCAGUAUUCGAUUUUAAAUUCAAGCGUCGACCCUCGCAAAAGGUGCUUUUAACCAAACUGCCCUCCACAGACAGUUUGAGCAACAGCCCAGCGCCAUCAUCGCCAGGAAUCGCCAAUUGGGCCGCAGAUAAUCGCGAUGGCAAUUCGGCAGACAAGUCUGCUGCAGAGGCCUCCAAGCUCAAUCGCAAGGAGUCGUACAAGGCCCAGCGCAAGAACUAUCGGCGUGAGAAGAAACGCGUGGCCAGUGAGCUGAUGAAUUCUCUGCAGGAUCCGGCGGUCAUAGUGCUGGCUGAUUGGCUAAAGGUGCGCGGCACACUCAAGUCCUGGACGAAGCUGUGGUGCGUGCUGAAGCCUGGCCUGCUGCUCAUCUACAAGAGCCAAAAGACAAAAAGUAGCCACUGGGUGGGCACAGUAAUGCUGACCUCAUGUCAGGUGAUUGAGCGGCCCAGCAAGAAGGACGGCUUCUGUUUCAAGCUCUUUCAUCCGCUGGACCAGCCCAUCUGGGCGCCACGCGGACCCGAUAAGGAGACCAUAGGCGCUGUGGUUCAGCCACUGCCCACAGCCUACUUGAUCUUUCGAGCGCCGAGCCAGGCCGCUGGCAAGUGCUGGAUGGAUGCAUUGGAGCUGUCGUUGCGCUGCUCAGCUUUACUGCUGCGAUCCAACAGCACCAACACACCGUCCAGCAACUACGCCGAGGAGCCGUUGCCCGUCUCGGACGAGACUCAGUGGUCGGAAGCCGACUAUGAGAAGCAUUUCAACGAUCACGGUAAGUGGAUGCAGCACUGGCUGGCGCCGCCGGCCGAGCAGGAGACCUCGCGCCCACCGUCGCGCGCCCAGACACCGCAGCUACUGCAGCAGCUGUACAGCAGCGCUGUUAGCAACUGGGAGCGCACCAAGCGCCUGCCACGUUUCGCCCAGAUGCGACGCGCCAGCGAUGUCUCAAAUGCCUCUGAAAUGAAUCCUGGCCGACGCACAGGCAGGCAUCUGUCGCCCAUCAGCAAAUCGCUAUCGAUGGGCGCCGCACUCUGCGGAAGCAGUUCCAGUGACGACGAAGAGGACUACGCCAGCGGCAGUGUGUGUCCUAGGGGAGCUGGCUCCAGGCCAGUCAGUGCACCGCCCGAUUGCCUGCUGCUGCCGCGCUUCCAAGUCAACGUUCAGGAUCUGGACGCUGACAGUCAAAAUGAAGCGCCCAAUGCGGCAAUGUCGGGACUGGAGAGCGAUUCAGAGUCAGAACCGGCACAUGAAGAUGAUGUGGCUGAACAAAUACCAUGCGAAGAGACUACCUAUGUGCCAUUUCAAGAGGAGGAGUUUGGUGAGCAAGGAGAGCAAGUGGAGGAGUUGGCCGAGGAAAAUAAGAGCCUCAUCUGGUGUAUCGUGAAACAGGUGCGACCCGGCAUGGAUCUGAGCAAGGUGGUGUUGCCCACGUUUAUUCUGGAGCCGCGCUCGUUUCUGGACAAGCUCUCUGACUCUUAUUACCAUGCGGAUUUGCUCUCUAGGGCUGUCCAUGAAGAUGACGCCUACACACGCAUGAAAUUCGUCGUUCAAUGGUACCUGUCCGGGUUCUACAAGAAGCCCAAAGGCCUCAAGAAGCCAUAUAAUCCCAUAUUGGGCGAAACAUUUCGUUGCUAUUGGCAACACCCCAACGGCAGUCGUACCUUUUACAUUGCCGAACAGGUUUCGCACCAUCCGCCGGUAUCGGCAUUUUAUGUAACGAAUCGCGAGGAUGGCUUCAGUAUCUCCUGCUCCAUCUUGGCCAAAUCGAAGUUCUACGGCAAUAGCACGUCGGCCGUACUUGAGGGUAUGGCCACGAUGACGCUACUGCCACGUGGCGAAAUUUAUACGGCAACCACGCCCUAUGCCCACUGCAAGGGCAUUCUCAUGGGCACAUUGUCCAUGGAGCUCGGUGGCAAGAUAAACAUCGAAUGCGAGAACACCGGUUACAAGACGGAGCUCGAAUUCAAGCUGAAACCAUUCCUUGGCGGCUCAGAUACCAUAAACGUAGUCGUAGGCAAAAUUAAAUUGGGAAAAGAAACUUUGGCUACCAUCAACGGCCACUGGGACAAGGAGCUACGCCUCAAGGAUCUAAAAACCGGAGAAGAAAGCGUACUAUUGAAGGUCGAUGCAGAAAUGCGCUCGAAGCGGCUAAUACGGCACGUGGUGCCAUUGGAGAAACAAUUACCAACAGAGUCGCAGCGUCUUUGGAGUCUUGUUUCAGAUGCCAUAGCGCGGGAGGAUCAAGUGGCUGCUACCGAGCAGAAAACGGUGCUGGAGGAAAACCAACGAGAGGCGGCCAAGUCACGUUUACAAAACGAUCAACCACAUGUUCCGGCCCUCUUUGAGCUGAACGGUUACGGCGAAUGGAUAUACAAGUACGCGGAUUUGCGGCCAUGGGACGUUCGUAACGAUGUACGCCAAUACGAAUGUGAUUAUAAGGUGCUCACCGAGACGCGUAACAAAACGGUGCCGAUCGUGCACGGCACCGAGCUAAUACGCUCCAAUAUAGACCCUGGCGCCCACUCCACUAGACGACUUCCCUCAGACACCAAAAAGGUGUCCAAGGCUAAGAACAAGCCCGUGGAUUCCGACUCAAGUCCAUCGCCGCAGGGUGCUGUUAAGCGUGGCUCCAAUUCUUCAGCCAUUAGACAACUCACCUUGGCCAUUGACCAGAUGAACACAACGUUGGCCAACCAUUCAAAGCAACUAAACGACAUCACAAACCGGCUGGAACGAAUCCAGUUUGCGCCGCACUUGAGAAAUGGCAGUAUCAAUUCAAAUGACUUAAUUGGGGGCGGCGUCUCCAUAUCGACGGUGGUCAAGUCUCUAAUCUAUGCUUUAAUUGGGCUAACAUUCAGCGUGAUUCUGCGCUGGUUCUUUAAAUAGUUAUUUUGGUUAAAUUUUCUACAUAUAAGUACAACAUUUGAGCUAUGGUAUAUACAAAUAUAGUCUAUUUAUACGCGCCCAAUAUUAUUCUAAAGCUAUA